AUGAGGCUGACCAAGCAGGUGGAGGAGCUGCUAAUGAAGGUGGACAACUCCUCGAUUGCAGUGGCGAGCGGCUCUGAGGAGGAGCUGCAGCGGCUGCGGGAGGACUACGCCACAGAGCAGCAGAAGCGCGAGGACGCGGAAGUUCGCGAGCGCAUGCAGAGGGCGAAGAUGGAGCAGUUGGAGCUGCAGCUGGCGGACACCGCCCAAAGAGUCGAUGCUUCUACGGAGGACAAGGCCAGCAUUGCUGCUUUGGAGCAGAUGGUGGCCGAAAAGGAGUCACGCUUGCAGGAGGUGCUGCAGUGCCUUGCGGAGCCGGGAGCCGGGGAAGUGGACGUGGUCGUAACGGAACUGCAAGACAAGCUGAACUGCGAGGAGAAGAAGCGCCGGGAGUCCGAGAGCCUCGUGGCGGACCGGGACGGCCAGCUGCGGCACCUCCGGGAGCGGCUGCUGGGCGAGGAGAAGGAAAGGUUCGAUCGGGAGAUGAAGCUGCAGCAGUUUGAGACAGACCUCCGAGAUUCCAAAAAGGACAAGAGCGAAGUGCUCACCAAGCUGUCCGCCAAGGAGAGCCAACUGGUGGAGCUUCAGCGACAGCUGGCCGAAGAGCUGACGCAGCGCCAGGCAGCGCAGAAACAGCUUGUGGAGAAGGAGCGGAUGCUCAAGGAUCUCCGGGAAGAGCCGCUGGACAGGUUGUCAGCCCAGCAGGCCGUGCAGGAGCAGGUCAUUGAGAAGGAGCGCGAGGUUUGCAAUCUGCAGCAGCAGCUGGCGGAUGAACUCUCAAAGCGUCAGACAGUGCAGUACUCUAUCAUCGAAAAGGAUCGCCUCAUUUGCGAGUUGCAAUCUCAGCUGUCAGAGCAGGGCCCAGGGCCGGAGAUGGAUGCCGCGCUGCAGCCCAUCGAGGAGGACAACACCCUGUCUGCGCCAGGCACCCCAGCGCCGGCGCCGAAGAAGCUGCCGCCCUGGCUGGCGGCACGGGGCUCCGUGCCGGUGUCCACGCCUGUGGGGAGGACCUCUGACGUGUGGAUGUCUCAAGGAGUUUACCAGCAAGGCAACAGCUACCAGCCUCGCAUGUAUCCCGCCGGGCCGCAGCAUCCUGCGCCGCAACCGAGCCCUGGAAUCCACUACCGUGCCCGCGUCUACGGGGUGUCCCCCCGUCAGGGCUUGGCACCCGCCCACCUCUCCAGGCGCUUGGCGCAGGGAGCCUCCACCUUCACCUGA
Messenger RNA from Effrenium voratum, 1215 nucleotides. The record is from the annotation of a GenBank genome assembly. NCBI's taxonomy places the organism in Eukaryota, Dinophyceae, Suessiales, Symbiodiniaceae.